This is a messenger RNA of Engraulis encrasicolus (European anchovy), 798 nucleotides long. RefSeq names its product cerebellin-2-like. The record is from RefSeq and is a predicted model, not a curated record. Gene Ontology annotation, molecular function: protein binding. Bases 45 to 623 code for a protein of 192 amino acids. The transcript has 5 exons. Lineage: Eukaryota; Metazoa; Chordata; Actinopteri; Clupeiformes; Engraulidae.
GUGAGCAGCUUACGGCGUGUGUGUUGCGAUCUUGUGAGUUGAUCAUGAAGUCUUCUGGAGCCGUGAUGCUGCUGCUGUGGCUGGUGGUGUGUGUGGGAGCUGCGGAUCUACGUCCUCCCCAGGACGAUGCGUUGAUGACAGAAAUGAGAAAGGAGCUGAGAGCUGCCAAAGAAGCACUGCAAGUGAGAGAGCAGCCAAGAGUUGCCUUCUCCCUCUCCUUUGCUGUGAAUGAGGACAAACACAUCGGCCCCUUUGACCAAGACACAACUCUGAUCUUCAACUUCCCUUUCGUCAACGUGGGCAACCACUAUGACACGGUCAAAGGCGUGUUCACGGUGCCCCGCUGCGGAGUGUACCAGUUCCACUACCAUGUCUUUGCUGGCGGGGAUCACGGCGCAGGAGCCAAGCUGGAGGUCAAUGGCAAUCACAUGGUGUCAGCCUACAACCACAAGGCACCGCACGACAUCAACACCUCGCAGACCGUCCUCCUGGACCUGAAGACAGGAGACAGGGUGUGCCUGCGUUUGGAGAAGGGCUGGUGGUUGGCAGCCUACACCGCUCACCCGACCACCUUCAGUGGCAUGCUCCUGUUCGAAGCACCGACCAUCACGCCUGUGGCGUGAGGACGGGAGCUUUAGUCCAAUGAGAUGGACUACACUGCACUCUGGGUGGUUGUGGUUGACUCACCUGGGUAGGGUACACAUGGUGCUGAUUCAUCCACACAGACUUGUGUCAAGGGUGAUGCUAGUCAUUUUAUUGCAUGUACCCAUGUCUUAAAAAUAAAAUGGUCCAAAAAGA